Stylophora pistillata is the source of this 4228-nucleotide messenger RNA. RefSeq names its product gem-associated protein 4. Gene Ontology annotation, cellular component: SMN complex. The record is from RefSeq and is a predicted model, not a curated record. NCBI's taxonomy places the organism in Eukaryota, Metazoa, Cnidaria, Anthozoa, Scleractinia, Pocilloporidae. Gene Ontology annotation, biological process: rRNA processing; spliceosomal snRNP assembly.
GGCGGACGGCCUCGUUUGCCAGGGCUCGUUAAAUAACGAACCUAUCAAGUGUAUGCAUGGGGCUAGACUACGAGCAGUCCCUUCUUUUCGGCGAAAUCCACCGCGUGAAUCCAAGAAAUCCAUGAAAAGAAAAAAGGGACAGCUCGCAGUCUAGUAACGGGACAAUGUUACUUACACGUUGAGUAUCAGGCAUGACUUGUUUACUUCUCGUGCCUGCUACUUUUUUUUUUUUUUUUCAAUAAUUGGACAGUCAUAAACGACGUCGUGCGGGGGAUGUUCCCGUAAAAUUUCACCGAUAUCGCAUGGUAGCAUUCUCAGUUCUGGAUAAAGCAAGCUUUCAUGGGGAUAUACAAAUCGUAAAACAUCAUCAAGCUGACUUAUGUUGACAUUUUCCGCAGGAAACAGUCCAUGUCAUUUUGUAUAGCAUGUAUGCUCAUUUGAGAUGUCCUGUAAUUUUUCGUGACCCUGACACAACAUAUUUAGCUCAAAAUGUGUGUGCGUUGCGUACCCUCAUGCAAUUUUUUUUUCCCGACAGAAUGAGGUGAAUUCUAGGUUGGGUUAGUUUUCAUAUUACAGAUAUGAAUUACUGCCCAGAGACGGUAAUAGUGCACUCUGCAUUUUUCCUUGCUGAAAGCUUGCAAAGUUUGACUAAGUUGGAGAAAGGCAAGGGUACCAGAGCAGUACAGAUCGUUUCCAGGGCCAUCAAAGAAAUAACUGGAGAAUUGCUUGUUGACGACAAAGGCAGGUUGCUUCCAGUUGAAGUCAGAACACUUGAGUUUAAGAUUCACUCUUGGAUAUUUGCUUCACUGGUUAAAGCAUAUGGUGGUCUUAAAUUCGACGAUUCGCGCGAAGAAGAAUAUUUUGACAGUUUCCCUCCACUUCCAGGGAUGGGUGUCGGGUUUUAUUUAGAGCUGCUACAAGAAGUGGGAUGGAAUGAGCUUUUAGUUGAGUGUCUUUGUGGAUUUGAUGGAUAUGAUACAACUUCUCUUUUAGAGGAUAUCAUCAAAGACCUUAUUCAAGAACCCAGUUCUGAGGAUCUCUCUCUUUUCCUCUGUCUUUUCAAUUCUCUGCUCGUGUCAAGAAGCUUUCAUCGUGCAUCUGUUCAUGAGGAUAAUAAACUGAAUCAAACAUGCCAAGCAAAGUCUUGCUCUCUGCUGUUAUUGGAAGGUGUGACACAUCUUAGAAAGAAAUUUGUUGCCUGGCCAGCUGCACAGCUUGAUAUGAUGAAAAAUGUUAUUGACUUUGUUUUUACAGAGGUUACUCAUUUGAACUUUGAACUAGAUAGUUCAAAUACAGAAGGAAAUAUUUUGUGUGGAAUCUGUUGGCUACAAAAUCAUGUUUCUUGCAAGCAUCAACCUUUUACCAUGGAGGAAGAUAAAGUUAAUGAUUACAGAAAAACUUUUGGCCAAAAAUCAGAACAUAACAAAGAGACAGAGGCUUUUAGAAAUCACAAAGCUCGUCUGGAUGUUGUUGUUUCAGGGGAAUGUACUGCUUGUAUUAGCUUUUUAUGUCAAGGGAUGAUAAAUGAUUGGAGUGAGGUUUCUCACUGGAUUCAAGGUAAUGUGAACAACAAUAGUAUGGGUGAGCUAGACUCCAGUUCUUGGCUUCCUCUACACAGAUGGAUGAUUCAACUUUAUACUUUGGCUUGGUUCAUUGAGUCAUGCACUGAUGACGGUAUAUUACACAAGCAGGCAGAAAAACUGCAAACUGGUUUAGCACAAUAUGUGAAAAAGCAUGCAACAGAGGCAGAACUUGAAUGGAUUGACGGCUUUAAGCGGGGAGAGUUGAUUGGCUUUGAGGAAAGUUGCUUUGAAGAGGAAUUCAGUUCUCCACUUGGAUCUGUAGAUUUGUUGCUGUUUCAAGCCGAAAGUACAGAGGAGCAAUUCCAUUUCUAUUUGCAAAGAGUCAAUAAUAGAUUAGAAGGUUAUAAAGAGUGCUUUGAUUGGCUGUUGAGUACAGAGGAAUUUCAUGGAGACUCUGAUUGGUUAGAAUGCAUGAGGAACCAUGCUGUGGAAAUAAGUGAGGCGCAACACGCACUUAAAAUGAUUGACAUCAUCUACAUGCAAAGGCAGAGUCUUUGUGCUGACAACACAUGCAGUGAUACGGUUUACAAAGAACUGAAGGAGAUCUUGUUGACUCUGCAUUCCAAUCUGCCUCACCCAUCUGAAGAACAGAUCAUAGAGUAUGCUUUCCUCAUGUCUAGCUCAUUACCUUCUCCUGAAAAUGACUCAAUCUUUUUUCACCCAUGGUUCAUGGGAGAAGAGACAGUAAAUUUUCAGCUUGAGCUUGUAUUGACCUUCAAUAAAGUUAUUGAUUGUGAUAUCGCCAUUGAUGGUCAGUUGAAGUCCUCAACAAAAGAUUUAACAAAAGCUGCUCUGAUAUCAGUGCCCUUGACUCUAAACAAGGCUGUACAAGAAGGAGUAAAGAGUAUCCCUCACACAAAGGCUAUUUGCUCUGUAUUACAAAAAUUUCCUAAUUUGUGUCAAUUGCAAUACAACAAAUCUUCUUCCUCAAGAACAUUACUGUGCCAGGCACUUCUUGCAACCACAGUGAAUGUGUCGUCAAGACAACAGGAGAGCAACCUGCUGAACAUGGUAGCUGUCAUGUUGACUGCAAACUCUACACAACUACUUGAUGUCCAGGAGUUCAUACAAGCGGUUGUGUUACCCUUUUUGAACAACAGCAACAUGGAUGACAACAUUCCCGCAGCUCUUGUCCUCAAACUUCUUAACACAGCAAUGGAAACUGUCUCUGUCUCAGUUGAUCUACUCUUCCUCAAAAAGUAUUCAUUAACCAUCAUCCUUUGCCUGUGUGAAUUGCUUAAUGACUGCAAUGCAUUUUGGGAAAGUAUGGCCCCAGAACACUCUCUCAUAGAGAUGGAAGAGUUAAAGGAACUGGUGCUGAAGGCUUUGGACAUUGAAAUCAAAAUCUGUCUGGAGGUUAUAAAAAUCAACCCUUCAUUUGCAAGAGCUUUAGGGUGGCUGCUAAAGAGAAUGAAAGAUGGAUUUGACUGGACAAAUCCUCUUUAUUUGGAAGAACUCUUCAUCGCAGCGUCUACAAUGUACAAACUGUCUAUUCCUCCGUGCUUGUUAAUGGUAUGUUGGGAGCCUGGAGACAAGUGGACGGUAGAUAAAGACUUACCUUAUGGCCCUGAGGAUGUGUUUACAGUUCUGUUUGAAUACUGCCGUGUGUCAGACUCGGCUUUAGAGUGUGUUUUGGAGAGAUUUGUGUCAAAUAAGUUGCCCGGUGACCCGGAGGACAUUAGAAUAAGAGUAGUGACCAGCCUACUGCAGAUUCUUCCCCAUUGCACGUGGAAAGAAUGGAACAGAAUUCUUGCAGUGUGCCAGUUCCUUCUCAAGAGACGUGUUUUUCCGGUUUGUUCUUCCAAUGGUGUUUCUUGCCUCGAAGCAGAAGAUGAUGAUCAAAAUGUGUGUGAACUGUCUUCGUUGCUGUUAGAUAUGAUGGAAGCUCUUCGUAGCCCCUCGUGUAGUUCGUGGGCCACCCCUCAUGUGUGGCUUUACGUCAUCAAGCAUUACAUCACCGCAAUAAAAGAAGCUGUGAAUGAAAACACCAAUGCGAUGGUAACAGCUUCCGUAUUUGGACAUCUGUGUCACGUGAUGACCUUUGCGCCAGUUGCCUGCCUGGAUCAGUUGUUUGUUCUUUCCCUGAACUUGGUAACCAGGCCGUCCGUGUCCAGCAGUGACGUUAUUGAGCGGAUGAAGAUGUCAAUCAACAGACUGUCAUCUCAGGUGCACAAGGCAGCCCUGAUGCAAAAACUAAAUCAAAGUAAAUAAAUGACUGCAAACUGCAAACAGGAGAUGUACAGUGCAGAAGAUACCGCUAGCUAUGGCAGAUGUGUUUUGUGAAAAUAGUUUGAUUACACUGCAGGAAGGGGGAAAGUUUGUUUUUGAGGGCUCAGAAUGAAGCCUGUCGUAGCUUUGGAAAAGUGUAUCCAGCCACCUUAGCACGACAAAGACAGAACUGCUCUUUUGAUUGAAGAAAAUUGAGUUCUUAAACAAUUUGAAUCAUGAUAAUAAUUUUAUCUUUAUUUUCAUCUUUCUGAAACAGGUUUACUUGGCGUGUAACUAUCUUGUAAAAGCUGAACGUGAUGUGUUUUUUUAAUUUAUACCAUAGUGAACGUACGAAAGCGCAAGUGAUUUACUGGCUCAUCUAUUUAAUGUAACUAAUAAGAUGUAACAAAAUGUAAUAAACUGUAUGGACAUGUUAA